AUGCCGUGUGGUUCCCAUCUCUUUCCCGCGGAUGUCGUAAAUGGUGACUGGCGAGCCGCCGCUCCCUCCGAGACCGCUGACCGGCCCGCAGGCGCGGAGGGCGAGUUCAAGCUGCUGGAGCCGGAGCGCGUGGCGCGGCUGUGGGGCGCGCGCAAGCACAAGCCGGCCAUGAACUACGAGAAGCUGUCGCGCGCGCUGCGCUACUACUACGACGGGGACAUGAUCGCCAAGGUGGCCGGCAAGCGAUUCGUGUACAAGUUCGUUUGCGACCUACGACAACUUAUCGGCUACGACGCCGGGGAGCUCGCCGAGCUCGUAAAGGGCGUCCACGACGGCGGGGCGUGCGAGGAAUAGCUGGCUUCUACGACAACACGCCGCAGAGCAGAAUGGGGCCGCUCUCCGUGUGGUUAAAGGCGAUUGAGGGUACUUCAAUUCAGCGCUACGAAAGUAUACUUCAAAUGGGUUGACGUGAUGCGAUGGCUGGUCAUGAAACUGAUGUUAUACUUUUCAGUU
Messenger RNA from Amyelois transitella, 513 nucleotides. Its product is annotated as DNA-binding protein Ets97D-like. The coding region runs from base 1 to 354 and encodes 117 amino acids. Gene Ontology annotation, cellular component: nucleus. Gene Ontology annotation, biological process: regulation of transcription by RNA polymerase II; cell differentiation. Lineage: Eukaryota; Metazoa; Arthropoda; Insecta; Lepidoptera; Pyralidae. The transcript is spliced from 2 exons. Gene Ontology annotation, molecular function: DNA-binding transcription factor activity, RNA polymerase II-specific; sequence-specific DNA binding. The record is from RefSeq and is a predicted model, not a curated record.